AUGAAGCGGUGCUACGACUUUCUGGAGAUGACCUCGCGCUCGUUCGCGGCGGUAAUUCAGGAGCUGAAUCCGAGGCUGCGCGACGGCAUUUGCCUCUUCUACCUGGUGCUGCGUGGGCUGGACACCAUCGAGGACGACAUGACGAUCCCGGGCGCAAAGAAGCGCAACCUGCUGGAGAAGUUCCAUGAGCUGAUUUACGUCGAGGGCUGGACGUUUGAGGAUUCGGGGCCCGACGAGAAGGAUGCGCAGCUGCUGGUCGAGUUCGACGUUGUCAUCCGCGAGUUCAUGCGGCUGCCGACCGAGUACCAGGACGUGAUUGCGGAUAUCACAAAGAAGAUGGGCGCAGGCAUGGCCGAGUUCACGGUGCGGCGCGUGGUGUCGCUGGAUGACUACAACCUGUACUGCCACUACGUUGCUGGGCUGGUGGGGCAUGGGCUGAGCCGGCUGUUUGCGGCGUCCGGGCUCGAGGACAAGUCUGUGGGCGAGAACCUGGACCUGGCCAACUCGAUGGGCCUGUUUUUGCAAAAGACAAACAUCACGCGUGACAUCAACGAGGACGUGCUUGACGGGCGGUGCUUCUGGCCCGCGGAGAUCUGGAAGCGGUACGCCAGCGACACGGACGAGAUUAUCGCCAAGCGGAACCGCGGGCGCGGCAUGGAGGCGCUCAACGAGAUGUGCGUCAAUGCCCUGGCGCACAUCCCCGACUGCAUGCAGUACCUGGAGAGCAUCCACGAGCCGAGCGUGUUCAAGUUCUGUGCGAUCCCGCAGGUCAUGGCCAUUGCCACGCUGACGCUGUGCUACGACAACGCGCGUGUGCUGGACGAGAACGUCAAGAUCCGCAAGGGCGAGGCGCUGUGGCUGAUUUCCAAGUCAGCGGACAUCGAGUCUGUGCGGCACGUGUUCUACAUGUAUCUGGUGCAGCUCGAGCGGAAGAACCACGAGGGCAUCCCCAUGUACGAGGAGGUCAAGAAGAUUGUCGACAGGACCAAGCGCGAUCUGGUGGUCAAGAUGAAGAGCAAGCCGGAGAACCUCACGUACGAGUAUAUGGCGCUGGCGCUGUUUGUCUUUGCCAUGGUGGCUUUCUACCUCUAUCUGCCGCAGAUAAGGGAGGAUGCGUCGUACCGUGUUUAG
Molecule: messenger RNA, 1131 nt
Organism: Linderina pennispora
Lineage: Eukaryota; Fungi; Kickxellomycota; Kickxellomycetes; Kickxellales; Kickxellaceae
Product: farnesyl-diphosphate farnesyltransferase
Exons: 2
Coding region: 1-1131 (376 amino acids)
Biological process (GO): farnesyl diphosphate metabolic process; ergosterol biosynthetic process
Cellular component (GO): endoplasmic reticulum membrane
Molecular function (GO): squalene synthase [NAD(P)H] activity
Source: RefSeq, a predicted model, not a curated record